CAGCGGUCAGCUGAGCGGCGCUGGGCGGGGUCGCGAGGCCGCAAGUCAGCCAGAGGCUCCCCGAGCCCGCGCCGCUGCCCCCGGCUGGUCCCCUGGUCGGCGCCCGCAUCCGGGUCCGGAGCCCUCCCCCAGCGGGCACGAUGCGGAGGAAGCAGUGAUCCCGAGAGCGGCCGGAGCGCGGGCGCGGGGUCCUGCUGCCAUGUCCCACCAACCUCUUAGCUGCCUGACUGAAAAGGGGGACAGCCCCAACGAAACCACAGGAAAUGGACCCCCCAACCUGGCUCACCCAAACCUGGACACAUUCACUCCAGAGGAACUGCUGCAGCAGAUGAAGGAGCUCCUGAUUGAGAACCAUCAGCUCAAAGAAGCCAUGAAGCUAAAUAAUCAGGCGAUGAAAGGGCGAUUUGAAGAGCUUUCAGCCUGGACAGAGAAACAGAAGGAAGAACGCCUUUUUUUCGAGAUACAGAGCAAAGAAGCCAAGGAGCGCCUCAUGGCUUUGAGUCAUGAAAAUGAAAAAUUGAAGGAAGAACUUGAAAAACUAAAAGGGAAGACAGAAAAGUCCCUUGAGGACCCCACUGGGGACUCCAGAGUCCCCAGGGCAGAAGCAGACCAGGAACUGGAACAGCUGAAGACCCAGGUGGCCUAUCUCCAAGCUGAAAAGGCAGAUCUGCUGGGGAUUGUGUCAGAACUCCAGCUCAAGCUGAACUCGGGUGGCCCCCCUGAAGACUCCUUUGUUGAAAUCAGGAUAGCUGAAGGAGAAGCAGAUGUGGCGGUGAGAGAAAUCAAGACGAGUCCUGGGCCCGCAAGAACUGAUUCCAUUGACACGAACAAAUCUACAGAAAGCUCCAGGAAUUAUUUGGAAUUUGAGAAAUUAACUGUGAGCCAGCUCCUUCUUUGUCUAAGGGAAGAAAGCCAGAAGGCGGAGAAGCUUGAAACUGCACUCAAGGAAGCCAACAAAAGAGUUUCCUAUUUUGAAAAGAAAGCCAGUGAUCGUUCUGAGGUUGAGACCCAGACAGAGGGGAGCACAGAAAAAGAGAAAGAAGAGGAAAAAGGCCCAGAAACUGUUGGAAGUGAAGUGGAGACAUUGAACCUUCAGGUGACAACUCUGUUUAAGGAGCUUCAAGAGGCUCAUACAAAACUCAGUGAGGCUGAGCUGAUGAAGAAGAGACUUCAAGAGAAAUGUCAGGCCCUUGAAAGGAAAAAUUCUGCAACCCCAUCAGAGCUGAAUGAAAAGCAAGAGCUUGUUUAUAACAACAAAAAGUUGGAGCUACAAGUGGAAAGCAUGCGAUCAGAAAUCAAAAUGGAGCAAGCUAAAACCGAAGAGGAAAAGUCCAAGUUAGCCACUCUCCAGUUGACACAUAACAAGCUUCUUCAAGAAUACAAUAAUUCAUUGAAAUCACUCGAGGAACUGAAAAGGAAAGAGUCAGAAAAAGUGGAUAAGGUGGUACUACAAGAACUAAGUGAAAAGCUGGAACUGGCAGAGAAGGCCCUGGCUUCCAAGCAGCUUCAGAUGGAUGAGAUGAAGCAGACCAUCGCCAAGCAGGAGGAGGACCUGGAAACCAUGACUAUUCUUCGGGCUCAGAUGGAGGUUUACUGUUCGGACUUUCAUGCUGAAAGAGCAGCAAGAGAGAAGAUACACGAAGAAAAGGAGCAGCUGGCCCUGCAGCUGGCAAUCCUGCUGAAAGAGAAUAAUGCUUUUGAAGAUGGAGGCAGCAGGCAGUCCUUGAUGGAGAUGCAGAGCCGUCAUGGGGCGAGAACCAGUGACCCCGACCAGCAGGCCUACCUCGUUCAGAGAGGAGCUGAGGACAGAAACUGGCGGCAGCAGCAACAGCGGAAUAUUCCAAUUCAUUCCUGCCCCAAAUGUGGAGAAGUUCUGCCCGACAUAGACACACUCCAGAUCCAUGUUAUGGACUGCAUCAUUUAAGUGUUCACAUCUCACUUCCCCCCAAACUGUUGAGGCCCUCCCGUGACUCUGGUGCCCUCUAAAGUUUUAGAACCACUGCUGUAGAAAGAUGCAGCGAUCACAAGGCUGAACACGGAAUGUUGGCUCCCAACCUCAGUUUCUGAUUCAGCAGGUCUGGUGUGGGGCGUGUGCAUUUGGUUUCUCACAAGUUCCCAGGGGCUGCUGCACCUGCUGCCCCAGCGACCAGACUUGGAGAAGCCCUGCUAUAUCACAUUGACAUUUGCCAUUUCCUUCUUAACACUCUCCUUCCUUGGCAUCCUAGGCCAUCUCUUUCCUGCAGGCCCACCCCUUACACCGGAAAACUCUGGGGCCAGAAUACAAACAAAGAUCCUAUGUGUAAAGUUUUAAAGUUUAGAGAUAAAGCUCAUAGUCUCCUUGGAGUUUCACACAGAAACAUGGCUCCAGCCCUGCAAACCCUCCUUCUCUUCUCACCUGGACUCAGUUCUGUGUAGCACUUGGCAGCCUUUCUCCAAGUGUGGGGACACCGCUGCCUGCUAUUCAAACUCCCUUUAACUCCCAUUCUACCCGCAACCCACCCACCACCAAAUAGCCACCUCUUCGGCAGAGGGAUCUGCCCUCGAAGGACAACCAAGGGAAGAGGACUUGCCAGGCCUCAAAGCAGACCCAGAGCCAUAGGGUAAAAAAAAGCCCCAGGACGAGAGCUUUGGCUACAAGGCAUUGCCCAGGAUUUGGAUGAGUGCAUCCCUUAGCUCCGGGACACUUCACUCUGCGGUGAGGGACACAGCUAGAUGAAGACCAGCAUAAGGCCAUGUGAAGGUCAGGCCCAGAUCUAGGGCUAAGCGUGGGACUGCUUUCCUAACCACUCCGGCUUCUCCUGUUAGUUUCUGUCGCUGGCUCACAUGCCUCAGGUUCUGGCCUUCUACACCAGAGGCUCUUAAUUUGAAGAGUGUCUUUGGGAAAAUAUGUGAAUCCCCUCAGAAGGUAUACAAAAUCUUGAGUGUAUGAGGGUACAUUUUUCUUGGGGGAGAAAAACCCAUUUUCGUUCUGUUCUCAAAGGGGUCAGUGAUCACUCCGUGGCAAAAAGAUCAGAAUCACUGCAGUGCAGACCUCUCCUCUGAAUCUCAGAUCUGGAGAUGAAGCUUUUCUAAAUCCUAAGUAUCUCAUUCUGAAAGCUGAAACCAAGUCUGUCUUCUACCCUAAACAUAUUCUGUGUUUCCUGACUUCGGUGCAUUGCCUCAAAAAACACCCUAAACUCCUUUCUGUGUUUCCUCCCUCCCUCCCUUCCAUCGGUGGGUCCUGAAUCUACUCUCCUAAUUCUUUCUCAAAAUCACCACUGUACUCAUUCUAACAAUAAUUUCUCGAUCGCUCACUGGAGGAAAGUUUGAGAGCUUUCAUCAGUACAGUUUUCUACUUCUUGCAUGGAUUUGGGUGCCAAGUGGACCUGGAAAGUCAAGUUGACGAAAAGAACCUUGGAAAACAAAUCAGAUUGGUCCAGGAAUGUCUACAUAGCCAAUAAGUCUUUGAUGAACCUUUAUAAUUAGAUGUAGUGACGCAUUUAAUUUUCUUCAAUUUGAUUACAAUAGUUCCUCCAUUACUGUGAAUUUUUCAACACUAGCAGUUCUCAAAAGGGGUACUAUUCCCAUUCCUGGGACAAUAUAAUAAUUUCAGAUAAUAAGGAGCAUUAAUAUUUCAUUAGGACACAGAAAAAAAAAUCAAUGUAGAUGGUAUCCAGACUGUUUAUUUUCAUCAACAUGAAGCUGAUUUUAGUUUUUCUGAAAAUGAAGGCAAACACAAUGGAUAGAGAUACAAUCUUACAUGAAAUAAUUAGCGGGGGGGAUGCAGGGCCUGAAUAGAGCCUGUGAGAGAGGGAUAAAAAAAGACUUAAAAUUGUUAUUUGAAAGUCAGAGAAAGACAAAUACUAUAUGAUCUCAUUGAUAUGUGGAAUUUAAGAAAGAAGACAGA
Mirounga angustirostris (Northern elephant seal) is the source of this 3886-nucleotide messenger RNA. RefSeq names its product optineurin (gene OPTN). Gene Ontology annotation, biological process: regulation of canonical NF-kappaB signal transduction; Golgi ribbon formation; protein localization to Golgi apparatus. The record is from RefSeq and is a predicted model, not a curated record. Gene Ontology annotation, molecular function: K63-linked polyubiquitin modification-dependent protein binding. NCBI's taxonomy places the organism in Eukaryota, Metazoa, Chordata, Mammalia, Carnivora, Phocidae. The transcript has 15 exons. Gene Ontology annotation, cellular component: cytoplasm; nucleus; Golgi apparatus. Bases 200 to 1924 code for a protein of 574 amino acids.